GCGCGCCCUCGUCCGAGGAACCGCAGUCUCUGGAGCGUCGAGGCGGUGUUUCGGUCGCCGCCGACCCACCGCUCCCGCCAACCCGGCGUCGUUGGGCUGCACCCAGGGCGGGCACGGCCGCCGGUCACGGGAAGGAGCCAAAAUGCCGAUCAAUAAAUCAGAGAAGCCAGAAAGCUGUGAUAAUGUGAAGGUGGUUGUUAGAUGCCGGCCUCUCAAUGAGAGAGAGAAAUCAAUGUGCUAUAAACAGGCGGUCAGUGUGGAUGAGAUGAGGGGAACUAUCACUGUACAUAAGACUGAUUCUUCCAAUGAACCUCCAAAGACUUUCACUUUUGAUACUGUUUUUGGACCAGAGAGUAAACAGCUUGAUGUUUAUAACUUAACUGCAAGACCUAUUAUUGAUUCUGUUCUGGAAGGCUACAAUGGGACUAUUUUUGCAUAUGGACAAACUGGAACAGGCAAAACUUUUACCAUGGAAGGUGUUCGAGCUGUUCCUGAACUUAGAGGAAUCAUUCCAAAUUCAUUUGCCCACAUAUUUGGUCAUAUCGCAAAAGCAGAGGGUGAUACCAGAUUUUUGGUUCGAGUAUCAUAUUUGGAAAUAUAUAAUGAAGAAGUUCGUGACCUUUUGGGCAAGGAUCAGACACAGAGGUUAGAGGUAAAAGAAAGACCUGAUGUGGGAGUAUAUAUCAAAGAUUUGUCAGCUUAUGUAGUAAAUAAUGCUGAUGAUAUGGAUAGAAUUAUGACACUAGGCCACAAAAAUCGAUCUGUUGGUGCAACUAAUAUGAAUGAACAUAGUUCUCGUUCUCAUGCCAUCUUUACAAUUACUAUAGAAUGCAGUGAAAAGGGCGUUGAUGGAAACAUGCAUGUCAGAAUGGGGAAGCUCCAUCUUGUAGAUCUUGCUGGUUCAGAAAGACAAGCCAAAACUGGAGCCACUGGACAGCGUCUAAAGGAAGCUACAAAAAUCAAUCUAUCACUUUCCACCCUUGGUAAUGUAAUUUCUGCCCUGGUCGAUGGAAAGAGCACUCAUGUGCCUUAUCGUAACUCUAAACUGACUCGUCUUCUUCAGGAUUCUUUAGGAGGAAACUCAAAAACCAUGAUGUGUGCAAAUAUUGGGCCAGCAGAUUACAAUUAUGAUGAAACUAUCAGCACAUUACGGUAUGCUAAUCGCGCUAAGAAUAUUAAAAACAAAGCUAGAAUUAAUGAAGAUCCAAAGGACGCAUUGCUUCGUCAGUUUCAGAAAGAAAUAGAAGAACUGAAAAAAAAACUUGAAGAAGGGGAAGAAAUAUCAGGCUCUGAUAUCAGUGGCUCAGAGGAAGAUGAUGAAGAAGAGGGGGAGGUUGGAGAAGAUGGAGAGAAAAGGAAAAAAAGGAGGGGCAGUAGCAGCAGCAGUAGUUCAGACUCCACAUGUUCUGUCAUAGAGAAACCUCUGGAUAAGUUCUUACCUAGUAAAAAGAAAGUUUCUCCAGACAAGAUGAUUGAAAUGCAAGCAAAAAUUGAUGAGGAGAGAAAAGCACUUGAAACAAAACUUGACAUGGAAGAAGAAGAAAGGAAUAAGGCUAGAGCUGAAUUAGAGAAACGGGAAAAAGAUCUUCUUAAAGCCCAACAAGAGCAUCAGACUUUGCUGGAGAAAUUAUCUGCACUGGAGAAGAAAGUAAUUGUUGGUGGUGUUGAUUUAUUGGCAAAAGCUGAGGAACAAGAGAAACUUCUUGAAGAAUCUAAUAUGGAAUUGGAAGAAAGGAGGAAAAGGGCAGAACAGCUUCGCAGAGAACUCGAGGAAAAAGAGCAAGAACGCUUGGAUAUUGAAGAAAAAUAUACCAGUUUACAAGAGGAAGCACAAGGAAAGACCAAGAAAUUAAAAAAAGUUUGGACUAUGCUGAUGGCUGCAAAGUCAGAGAUGGCUGAUCUCCAACAAGAACAUCAGAGAGAAAUUGAAGGGCUACUGGAGAACAUUCGACAACUUAGUCGUGAACUUCGACUUCAGAUGCUUAUUAUUGAUAACUUUAUACCUCAGGAUUAUCAGGAAAUGAUUGAAAACUAUGUUCAUUGGAAUGAAGACAUAGGAGAAUGGCAGCUAAAAUGUGUUGCCUACACAGGAAAUAAUAUGAGGAAGCAAACUCCAGUUCCUGAUAAAAAAGAGAAAGAUCCCUUUGAAGUGGACCUUUCCCAUGUGUAUCUUGCUUAUACUGAGGAGAGCCUGCGACAGUCUUUGAUGAAAUUAGAAAGGCCACGGACGUCAAAGGGGAAAACAAGGCCAAAGACAGGGAGAAGAAAGCGUUCUGCAAAGCCUGAAGCUGUAAUUGACUCUUUACUUCAGUAAAUGUUACUGACUUAAAGUCACAAUAAAAAUUAGUGAUAUUCUCAUGCUUGGACAAAAUCUUUCAUUAAAACUCUGAAGACUUUUGUGUAAUUUCAAAUAAUGGAAGCUAUAAAUCAUGGAAUAAGACUGGAAGUAAUUUGCCUAAUAACUUUUAACCUGUAUAUAUUAAGUUAAUCUAACAAUCUAGAAGUGUACAACUGGCAAUUGUUCACAUUGUCAUAUUAUUAUUCAGUUUAUACUGUGCAGAAAAGUUACGAACAGUGCAUACUUGGAGAGUUGCAACUUGGAUGUAUACAUAAAUCUGUCAGUAGUUUAACCUGCUGUAUAUUUACACAAUCAAAAUUUCAAAAUAGAAAAAAAAAGGUAUGGCCUGUUUUGCACACAUCAAAAAACAGAUCUAGUUAUACCACCCUGUAUAGUUAUUUGUGAAUGUGUGCACUGCAUAUCUAAGAAAUGAUUCAACUCCUGCCGAUCCAUUUAAAUAUACUCUUAUUUUUAUAUUAACAUUGCAUUUUUAAGUAUGGCAAGAAUGACCUGUAUAAAUUUCUAUAAUUUAGUGACAGUCAACCGUUGAAAAUAUUCAUGUUUAAAAACAUAAGUUUAAAACAUGUUUCUCAUUUGUACCUCUCAACCUUUCUCCCACUUUGAGUUCAAGUCAAAUAUGUUUUUUUUGUUUAAGCUGUACAUUCAGUUAUAAGUUCUCUUGAGAUAUUAAAUUAUACCUCGAUAUAAAGAAGUUACAGAAAAUUAAGAAACUAAAUAUUGGCUUCUAAUCUUUGCAUGCAUGUAUGUAUUUUUAAAAUUCAUUUUGAAUAGAAGUGAGACCUAUGGGUAUUUUCCUGUCUGAGUUCUCGGUUUUGAUGGAAAUUGUUGUGUGUCCAAUAGGAAAGGAAAAGAUGUCCAUUUUUCAGAAAGUAUAAUCAAGAAAAAAAAAAAACCAAAAAACUCAGAACCAUAUACCUUUAGAAUUCUUUAUUUGGUUUUUCUUUAUAUUUAAAAAGAAAACAUUUUCCGCAUUUCUUCAAUUAAUAGACCACAUUAUUCUAAAAGUGAAAUAUAUUUUUAUUUUAAUUCAAUAAGUUUCUUAACAAGCUGGGGACACAGACACACACACAUACACACGUGCGCACAUGUAUCUUACACAGUGACUUAUCCCUUCAGCCCAGUAAGAUUUUUUUUUUUUUUUUGGUCAUCAUGGGGUUUCACCACUCUGGGCUGACCUUUUCAGAUAAAAGAGAGUGAGACAGAGACAGAAGAAAAGGGAGAAAGAUACCACAGCACUGAAGCUUCCUCUAAUACAAGUAAACACUGAGCUAGGACCUGGUCACUAACACACAAAACAGGCAGACUAUCAAGGUAAACUCUUUUGCCAGCCCUUGGUAAAAUAGUUUUAAUAGAUGGGAUUAUUUGUUCUUUUGUUGACUGCUUACACAGUGUUGUUUGUUUUUAAGUUAGGGUACUCUAAAACAAUUUACUUUUGUGAUUUUUUAAAAAUUGUCAGCUCUGAAGCACAUUGGUUGCAAUUUUGAGACUUCAUAAAUGAUAUUAAUAUUUUAAAAUAAAUUUGGUUAUGUACUAGUUUAUAAUUAUCAGGCUGUGUCUAGUGGAUAGUGAGUGAAAUGUUCUGUGUAGUAAUAAAAUGCUCAUCAGUUGAGGUACAGUCCAAGGUUGUGUACUAGAUGUCUUGUGUGUAAGUAAUGAAUGUUUUGUAGGUAAUAAGAACUGUUGUAUGUAAGAUAGAAGUUUAUCACUUUACUCUGGGACAUUGGUUAGGUACUGUAAAAAGUUGAGAUGAAUUUGUAUUUUGUAAAAGCUUUGUGUGGGUAGACUGUUUUAGAAACUGUAUAAGCACACCUAACUGUAUUUGUCUUUAUUCUAAAAAGAUCUUAAUAUUACCAGUAGAGGGAAAAAAAAAAAAAAAAGAUGAGUACUCCUUUCAAAAGGCCAUGCUUCUGCAUAGGGGAAAUAGUUUAUGAUAGAGUUCUUGCUUUGGAUUUAAUAUGCCCUGUUCUUGAUCCCUGGAACAGAUUAACUUAAAUAUAAAUAAAGUCCGUGUUUUCCAUCCUUUAAAGACUCAACUUGUAGGAAAGUAGCAGUUUUUACAUUUAACUUUAAAACAUAGAAAUUGUAAACCUGUUAGAUUUUUUUCUGUUCCACUUCACUGCAUAAUGAAAUCUAUAGAAACAUUGAGAAAAUUUAAAAGCUGCUCCAUUCGCUUUUAAAGCAUUUAUGCCAGAACUGAUUAUAUUGAUUAUAUUAAAUAUUUAUCUGAUAAAAAUCCCCAAAUUAGAUACUUUAGCCAAGGCUGAAUAGUUAUAUGAAAACAUGGGGCAGACUUUAGAGCUAUCUAUUUAGCUCUAAUUGUAGCGGUUCUGUGGUUUCACACUUACUGUAUCAUUGUCUACAAAUGAAAUGUUUUGUAGAUUCAGUGUUAAUUUCAUGAAAUUAUAUAAACAAACUUGCUCAUUAUUUGAAAUAAGUAGCUAGAUGUAAAAUGAUGUAAAAUGAGUUGUGGUAGCCGGGGAUUUGGCUCAGUGAAAAGAGUGUAUGCCUUGCAUAUGUGAAGCCCUGGGUUUAGUACCCAGCACCAGGGGGGGAAAAAGUGUCACAUAUAUAUAUAUAUAGAUAGAUAGAUAGAUAGAUAGAUAGGUUAUUGAAUGGGUAUUUUGUUUUUCCUUUAAUUUAAGAAAAGUAAUAUUUAUUUAUUAAAAGAAACUGGUAAAAUGUUGUUUGUAGUAUGUUCUUUAACAUCUUGUAAUUAUAUAUGCUAAUAAUUAGGAUGCUAAAAUAUGAUAGUAAUAUCCAUUUUUGUUUCAAUUUUUGUAAAGUGUGAGUGUGGUGGCGAGGUCUGCAUCCAUGCGUCUAUCCCACAAGUAGGUUCUGGUUGACAAGCUAGCUCAUCUACUUUCUGAAGAAACAGAAUUUAAAAAAAUUUUUUUGUAGUAAGUUUAAGAAAGUUACUGGUAAGGGGAGUACUUUAUCUGUAACGUGUAUUUUAAAAUUAUGACAAUGGGUUGGUUUUUGUUGUUUCUUUUCAGUCCUUUAAAAAACAUCUCUCCUCUUAACUUUUCAAGAAAGCCCCUCUCUUUUCUACAGGGCUAUGAAUCAAGGAAUCAGUAGAGUUCACAUUUAAGCACGCCACUGUCUGCCCAGCUUCUUAAUGUGUGCAUUUGUUUUCUCUUAACUUAUUCCCAAAGUGCUAGAAGAAAGCAUAGAUUUAGUGCCUUUGAAUUUAGACUAUAGUCAUUAAAUAACUUUAAUAACACUACUACAAUACUGUAUACUGGCAAAAAUUACAAUUUGUACAAUGAGUUUGUUUCAUUGUUUUCAAAAACCACCCUUUCAUUGUAUUUUAUGUAUGAAUUGUAUUUGUUCAAGUUGUACAUAUUGAUGCUAUCUAUACAUGAAGCAUGGUUAAAUAAGAAAAUAAAAAAGUCUUUACUGA
Messenger RNA from Erinaceus europaeus (western European hedgehog), 5759 nucleotides. It is a transcript of the gene KIF3A, whose product is annotated as kinesin family member 3A. The record is from RefSeq and is a predicted model, not a curated record. Bases 143 to 2314 code for a protein of 723 amino acids. Gene Ontology annotation, biological process: microtubule-based movement. Lineage: Eukaryota; Metazoa; Chordata; Mammalia; Eulipotyphla; Erinaceidae. The transcript is spliced from 18 exons. Gene Ontology annotation, molecular function: ATP binding; microtubule binding; microtubule motor activity.